UUACAGUUUUCAACCAAACGUAAUUUAAAAAGCGUCUUAUAUGUUGACCGUUUUUAGUUUACAUCAAAGGAGAGAUUGAAUCACACUCCAUGGCUAUACGACAAUGUCCAAUGCUCGUGAAUUGGCAUUGUUAGAGAAAUGGUCGUCUGAUGGUGCUACAAUUAUACCACCCCUCUCAUCGCCCACCUCUCCCAAAGCAACAAAAUUCUGCUGUUGCCCGAAUCGACGUCGCUACAACAUCAAACAACCCAAAUUAACCACCACACUACACGUUCGCAACAUUUUCGUCGACAACGAUUUCAACUUUAUCGACGAUCCCACACUUAACGAAGACGACGAGGGCGAAGGCGAUAGUCAGGCCCAACAAUUGACUAUUGAAAAUACAAAAAACUAUAAACGAGCUGAAAGUUGGCCCAGUGCUAAACGAGCACACAAAUACAAUUUGAAUCAUAAUCAUCAUAAUAAUACCAAACAGAUAGAAGCUGAAGUUCACAAGGAGAAUUUACAAAAUAAUGUGGCAGAGGAGAACGAUUAUGAUGAUGUUGUUGUUGUAGAGGAAAUUGUAAAUAAAAAAACAAACAACAGCGGUAGCAGCGUCAUAACGAAAGAACUUAAAGCUAAAGAAAACGAACUAGAAGUUAACAGGGAACAAGUAAGAGAACUAGAAGUAGCAGAGGGUGAAGUAGAACAAGAAGAAAGGCGGCAUAAUAAAAGCUGUCAUAAUAAUCGAAACAAUUGUUUAACGAAUGAACACGAACGAAAGUCUAACAGCAGCAGAUGUUACCCAGAAUUCACCCACAAAGAGCCACAGCAAUUGCAGCAGCAGCAACAGCGGGAACAUCAUCAAGAGGAAGUUUGUAGAAGAAAAUCAACUGUCAAAAAGCCUUUAAAACAAAGUGGCAAUGAAGACAGCAGUAAUGCAACAACACACACAAAUCGAAGACAACAUACGACGACUACAACAGACACUGAAAGUAAAAAAGAGUGUGAGAACUUUAAGAAGACAAAUACGAACUUAGACGACACUGUUCCACAGACAGCAAUUGCAAAUAAAGCAACUAAUGAACAAAUCAUCAUACCAACUACACCAACAAACAUAACAGCAUCACCAUUAAUCCAAAGACCUAGUGAAGUAAGCGAAUUAAAAUAUAGUUUAAGUAAAACGACUUUUAGUAAUAACUCAACAACAAAUAAACAGCAGCAGCAGCCGGCACAACUGCAUCUGCAACAACAUUGUAACAAUUGUCAAUUUUGUUUCAAUCAAAAUUGUCGAAACUUUUCACAAUUACAACAAAGUUUACAAAGCAACAACGAAAAUUGCCACAACUCCUACAGCAACAAUAAAAUGACAAUUACUAGCCAAACGAAUGUGGCAAAUAAUCGUAAACGUAGUGUUGUUAACAGCAAUACCAAUAGCAAUUCAAAUGCUAGUGAAUGUGAUACCAUAACAUUGCCACAGCAACAGCAACAGAAACAAACAUUUACAAAUACUACAGCAACAUUGCCUUGUUUAUUAAUAAACUCUACAAAAAUGCCAGCAACACCAACUUCUCCCAUACCACGUUCUAAUACUAACAACACUCCUGCAUCACCUCUAACAACAACUGUGAUUAAAACUACAAUGGUAAAACGUAGUCCUGCUAAUGAGUCGACAGCAACAUCACCAGCUACAACACCAACAUCCGCCUCAUUAAGUUUAGAAAAAUCUUUAGCCUUCACAAACAAUGUCCAAGAUGUGGCUAAAGAGAAUAAGCCUGCGAAUAGCAAGUCAUUGACAAUUUCAACUACAUCAUGUAGUGCUACAGCACCAGCAGCAUCUGCGACAGCGACAAAUACAACAGCAUCGUCCUCCGCUCCUUUAAGUGUUAAGGAACGUAUUGCUGCUUUAGUAGCUGGAAAUGAACAAAUACACAAACAACAUGACAAUUUUAUUAAACAUAAAAACCAGUGCAAUAAACCUAUGAAAUUAAUAACACAAAACAUGACAUGUCAACAGCCCAUAAUUACCAACAAUUCUAGCAACAUCAUGUGUCAAAAAUUAGCUGCCGCUAAAGAAAAAUCUUCAUUUACGAACGAUGAAAUUGAUGGCAGUCAAACCUCAGUUGAAUUAAAAGAUGACACAAAUGACAAUUUAAACCACAAAUCAUCAUCGCCAGUAACAGCAGCAUUAUCAACGACAACGUCAUCGUCUAUGUUGGCAACAUCAUUAUUAAAAUCCUCUAAACCUGGUUCGGCUGCCACUAUACCACGUUGCAGUCAAAGUCUUACAAAUCAUAAUGCUGCCAAUAAAUACGGAAGCAUUAAAGAGACACCAACAACAACAUCAUCAUCAUCGUCAACAUCAUUGGAAGCAGCAACAAAUACCAUGACACUUGAUAACCAACAAAAUAUCUUAAGUAAUAAUGUCUUGUCUAAAACAGCUGCAACACAACCAUCAUCAUCAACAUCAUCGUUGUCGUCUGCUUAUAAGCAGCCAAAUGACACAUCAAUUGAUAAAAGUAACCAUGUUUUAGCAGCAACAGGGUUAACAAAAAUUGCUCGUGGUGAUACCAGCCGUAACAAAUUGGCUGCUUUGGAUAAUUUGGAUUUAGCGCUCAAUUUGUCUAAUUUACCAUUGGAAGGUGAUGAAGAUGAAGAUCCAUAUUUUGAGUUGCAAGAAUAUUUAGAACGUGUUAAGCAUGAAAUCAAUGAAGUUUUCGAAUUACAUAAGGCACGACAAAAGCAGCAACAACACUCACCCCAACUGACAGAAGGAAAUGGACAGGAGCAACAACGUCACAAAAACCAGCAGCAGUUGACUGUCGAUCGUGUUAGAAAUACUUUGGAAAAUCAAAUAGUAGACACAAUAAAAGCAGCUGUCUCGAAUGAUGAAUUAUCUCGGUCUACAGAAUCUGAUAGUGGCUUUGACAGUGCCAGUUGUAGUGGUUGUGCUGCAACCUUAAACUCGGCUACUACAACUACUACUACUGCGACGAACAGUUGCAGCAACAAAUUACCCUCUAGAGCUAAAAUGACAACUAUAGAAAAUGAAAAUGGCAAUAACAAUGAUAAACAACAACAGACAGCAACAUCAGCAGCAGCAACAAAUAAAAGUAAAAAUAAUCAAAAGAUGCCGACAAAUACGUCGUUGAUUUGUUUGCAACAAGAAAACAAACAACUGAAACAACAAGAUGCUUCAACAUCGUCAUCGUCAUUACCAUUUUCAACGGGCAUGGUAGAAGGAGAAGCAGAAGAAGUGGAGGCAUCUUCUUCUAUGUCAUCAGCAGCAUCAUCGUCAACACUUAAGCGCCUUCGUAAACAAUUGCAAAUGAAAUCAGCUGCAGAAGCUGCCACCGAUGAUGUAAAUAUGUGGGCAAACAAAUUCUUGCGAGAUUUGGACAACUUAAUAGCAUCUGAUAAACCAACAACAUCUUCAUCAGGCUCUUCAUCACCAACAGCAAACGUCUACUGCUCAUCACCAUCGCCGUCAUCAUCGUCCGCAACAACAUCACCAAUGCUAUUGUCCGCUGCUGCCUCAGCCGUUAUCCAAAGUCGUUAUGGCAAGGGAGCCCAUGAUCGUAGUAACAACAACAACAGCAAUAAUAAUGGUGCUGGUACCAACUAUGAUCACAAUACUAUUGCCACAUCGCCAACAUCAUCCACUUCAUCUGCAAAUGGUAUAGUUUUGCGACCAGAAAAGCAUGCAACUAUACCAUUACAAUCAUUUAACCUUGAUUGCGGACGUUUAGAUAAUGCAAGUGGUACGGCAACAAGUUCAGGUGGCAAUGUGACUAAAACGAAUGUUGCCUACCUGAGAACAUUAUCGGCACCGACACCAUCGCCUUCGCAUAAUAUUUACCAACAACUACAUCAUAAUCAUGGCAAUAAGGCAACAUGUGGCAGCAACUGCAUCACAAGUGGAUUUGGUAGUAAAAAGCAACAACGUAAUAGUUUAGCAGGAGGUAUAUUUAAUGCUACAUUUGAUCAACAUCAUCAGCAACAACUGCUGCAACAGAAUCUGACAAAUUUCCAAAGCAAUGAAGCCGCCUUAAAUGCUUUAACUGCUGCCUGCUCGUCGAGAACAACAACUAAUGACACAAAGUCAACGAUGUCAACUAAAAUAACUCCAACAACCAUAUUGAAAAUUGAAGAGACAUUGCCAUCAUCAGCCUCUUCUUCUUCUUUGGCCAAUGGUACCUGUAUGACUUCAAGCUCGGCAAUGGCAGCAACAGAUUUAGAAACUUUACAACAGAAACGUUUACGUCAAUUGAAUAUUGAAAUGGAUAAUAUACGCAAUACGUCUAUAGAUCAAAGCCAACAAUUGUCAGCCUUAAUGCAACAAAAUCACUAUUGUAACUAUAGCGGCAAUAACAGCAGCAGCAACAACGGCAACCUUAACAAUAAUAAUAAACAUAAAAAUCUUAUGACAACAACAUCGUCAUCUGCCAUGACGGCGGCAAUACCAAAAAAACAUUCAGUUCCCUCCAACUCGCCCUGUGCCGUGGCUAGUGUUGUGACCUGUGUUGCUGGAAAACAAGUUAACUCUAGCCCGUUAACACAACAACAACAUCAUAAUGCAGCAACUGCAACAAGUUAUCUAUUACAUGGCAGUGAUGCUACCAAAAAAGGUUCAACCUCUACAAUCUGGACAUCUGAAGAAUCGAUAUUAAGGAGUGUUGGCGCCGUCGAUGAAGACAAUAACUCCACUUCAUCCUCGGCUUGUGAAGAAGCAUCUGGUGUUUUAAGUUCUGGUAAAUCUGGUAUAUCACUAGAUAGCUCCGGUAUGGAAAAUGAUAAUAAUGAGAGUGGUAUAGGCACAGCCACACCGCCCAAGGAUAUGUCCUAUUGGAGAGGUAUGCCACAUCGUCAUAAUCACCAUCAUCACAGUCAGCAAGAUAAUGAAUCCAUCACUAGUUUGGAUGUUUUAAGAAAAAUGAAAUUCCAAAAAGGUAGUUCUGUUACCUCCUCUGAUGACCCUGAUCUGUUGGAAGUUUUGAGUUUAUGUGAUGAAACUCAUGAUGAAGAUGACGAUGAUGUAGGGGAUGAUGAAACUAAAUCUCUUAAGGAAGUUAAUGAGGAAGAUAUGGAUGAUUACGAUAUGGUUGAUGAAGAAGAUGAGGGUCAUGAUGAUUUUGAGGUGGUUACCUAUUGUGAUUGCGAGUAUACCGAAGAUGGUGAUAAUAGUAGUGCUAGUGCUGGCAGCACCAGUACCCAAACUAAUAGCUCUCUCAACAAUGGCUCUCAAAGUGAUACCAGUGGCGUGGUCUUACGGCGCAAAUAUGCCGCCUCGCCCAUUAUGGUACCCUAUCCCACACAAACAGUGCACGGUUCUCCUCAAAACAGUAGAGCACAAAAAUGUCGCAGUCACUCGUUAGACACCUCUUCGCUGCCAAACUCUUACCAUCAUGCGGCCACCCAGCAAACACAAUUUCAUGCCCAUCAUCAUCACUCGCAGGCCCAGUUGGCACGUAAACUGCAACAUUUGAGAGAUCGUCACAAGGAUCGCAAUCAACUUUCGUUGGCUUUGCGCCAAGAACCCUUUCAGUCGCUGUUGGCGCCUACACAUUUUCAUGAAUUGCCUUCACCCAGCAGUGCCUCGCUGCAUAGUGGUCAUGAAAUUUUAGAUACCCAAGAGCUCUCAACGAAAUCAAAUUCGGCGCCUUUGUUAUUGAAACAAGAGAAACGUCGCGAUGACUUUGCCAACCAGAAUGUGACCCUUCGCUAUUCGCGUUCCCAAAGUGAUCGCUAUUUAGCAGAAAUUGAAGCCGUUGAAGCGUGUAAAUGGCUUAGAGCUGCAGGCUUUCCACAGUAUGCACAAAUGUAUGAAGAUCAUCAAUUCCCUAUUGACCUAACAAAUGUUGCCAAAGAUCAUACCAAUUUGGAGAAUGAUCAAUUACAAUCCCUGUACAGACGUUUGUGUAUAUUAAAUCGUUGUGCCAAUAUGCGCGUAGAUCAAUCUCAUAAAACUCAAACGCCACAGAAAGAGGACUCAGAUGAUGAAAAUUUUGCUUUAAGCGAAAACUGGACAUUCCAACCACAUAUACGACGCUGGUCGCGUAUUGGUGAAAUGGGUCUUGAAAUACCACCUGCCGCAAAAUUGCAAGCCGCCGAAAAAACCGAAUCAUCCUCCAAAGAAUCUAGUCCCGAUCGUUUUGAGGACGAUUCCUAUGAUGUUUCAGGAGCUGCACUAACAUUAGCUUUACCCGGCACCUUUACAGAUGAUUCGGCAGAUCCUGCUCUGAACGAUAGCACAGAUCUUAAUUCAAGUCCUUUGCGAAGAACGGGCAGCGAGAGAUUAAAGGAUGGUGCCAAGGCGAUUUUACGUAGGGUAGAAUCUAUUAAAUCUAGAAGACGAAAAAGGCAGGGUAUAGUUUUGAGCGGACAAGCUUUAGAUCUGUCACAAUUGGGCCAGAGAACAAGUAUACGUAAACCGGAUGGUGUAUAUUCAACACCACCAUCACCGUCUGCGGUCAGUCCGAUGCAUGGUUUCAAUAAGGGACCCAUAUUUGGUAAUGAACUUAAGGUGCCCUCGCAGAGUGACAAUUUCUUAAGUCCCAACCGCAGCAGCCCCAAGAGAACACCCACCACCCCCAGAUCCAUGAGAGCAAGUCCAUUGCAUUUCUUUACCAACACUAUGCCAUAUUUGAAGGAAGGCAAAUCGGACGAUUCCUCUUCGUACUAUAGUGAUAGUCAGGAGUCUUCAUCGACUACCAAUAAAUUGGCUUUACGCAAGACACCUUCCAAGACACGCCGAUUCUUGCAGCGUACGGGAAAAGUAGACGAUAUAGGCGCUCAUUCGGAUUCUGAAUGUCAUCAGGGUAGAAAAUUACUAAUAAAAGAUGCCAAUUCCAAUACUACUGAAGUUAAAAUUAAGAAAUUAUCACGAGGAGGUUCCUUAAAUUUGGGACGAGAUGGCAAAAAACGGGAUGGUUUACGUUCGGCCAGUUUUAGAUCUCGAUCAACUACAAGAAAAGAACCAAAGCCAGAAGAGCCUAGUGAAUGUGUUAAAAGAACCCCCGUUGUUAGAUGGCACAGUUUCCAAUUGGAAGAACGGCCCCACAUGAUAUUCCGUAAGUGUUUCUCACAAAAGAAUGAUCCACAUUCCAAUGAACAUGGCAUACUGUUUGCUGCCAUGUCAGCAGGUCAAUUACAAAUGAUACGUAAAUUGGCCCUGGUCACUCUAACCGGCUACAUGGAACGCUAUUGCCCCACCCAUCGUUCUGGCUGGAAUUGGGAGUUGCCGAAAUUUAUCAAAAAAAUAAAAAUGCCCGACUAUAAAGAUAAAAAAGUAUUUGGCGUGCCAUUAAUUUUGAUACUUCAACGUACGGGUCAAACAUUGCCCAUUGCCGUAAGAGCUGCCUUCCGCUGGUUACAGUUAAAUGCUUUAGAUCAAAUAGGUCUCUUCCGCAAGAGUGGUGUCAAAUCGAGAAUCUUAAAGUUAAAAGAACUUAUUGAAUACUCAGAAUCUGCAGCAGAAUGCAUGGAUGUGUUUGAUACGCAGCAGGCAUAUGAUGUGGCCGAUAUGUUGAAGCAGUAUUUCAGAGAUUUGCCCGAAUCAUUGUUGACCACCAAAAUGUCGGAAACGUUUGCGGCCAUAUUUCAACAUUUACCUCCCGAAGUCCGUUUGGAUUCUGUACAAUCUGCCGUCCUUUUGUUGCCCGAUGAAAAUCGUGAAAUUCUAUAUGCCUUAUUAGAAUUUCUAACAUUAGUCGCUGCCAAUUCCCAAUACAACCAAAUGACUGCCAACAACUUGGCUGUAUGUUUAGCUCCCUCCCUAUUCCAUAACAGUAUAUCAACGGGUAGUAAUUCCGUUACCGCCUCCCCAAGACGCAAGGGCAAAGGAUCGGGUGUACCCGAUGCCAAGGAGCUGUUUGAGGCCAAAGCUUCCCAUGAAUGUCUAGCAUUUAUGAUAGAACACUAUAAGCAAAUUUAUACAGCCCCCAAAGAAAAGCUCGGCAAAUGUAAAUUUGGUUACAUGGAAGAGUCUAAACCCUUGCCUUUGGAGGCCUUAGGAGAAGGCAUGCAAUUUCAUAACUGGCGGGGAUAUUUAUAUGAAAGUACCAGUGCCACCAUUAAAGAGGGUAGAGAAAAAUCUCGAGGAUGGAUUUCAAUUACCUCUCUGGCAGAUCCCAGUGUAGAAAUUGCCUAUAAAAAAGUAGGCGAUGGUCAUCCUUUACGUUUGUGGCGAUGUAUUACGGAAAUUGAGGGUCCUCCAAAAGACGUUUUGGAUUACAUUAUACGUCAACGUGCCUCCUGGGACCCCAAUCUGUUACAAAGUCAAACUAUUAAGAAAUUUGACGAUUGUACGGAAAUUUUCCAAUAUGCCAUCGAUUGCCAACAGUGCACAGAUUUUUGUGUUUUAAGAUCCUGGCGCACUGAUUUACCUAGAGGAGCUUGUGUUAUUGUUGAAACCUCUAUAGAUCAUGCCAAGGCAAAGCCAAUGUUUAAUGCUGUACGAGGUGUGGUAUUGGCCUCUCGUUAUCUCAUUGAACCCUGUGGUAGUGGUAGAUCAAGGGUUAUGCAUUUAGCAAGAGUUGAUGUCAAGGGUAAAACUCCAGAAUGGUAUAAUAAAAGUUAUGGUCAUAUAUCAUCACAUUUCUUAACCAGAAUACGAUUGGCUUUUAAAAAUGUUGCCGAAGGACCGGAAAGUAAAGUCUAAUAAAUACAACAAUUGGCAGAACAGGAUUGUAAAUUACUAGUAUAUUACCUACAAACAAAUAUCCUUAAAAGUAUCUUAAAGAAAACAUCACAAAACCUUACAACAACAUGCUUCUGAACACUGUAAUGUGGCAUGUUGCAAAACCAACAAAGUAAACCAAAAGUACUGAUUUUAAUUUUAAUAUUUUGGAUUUUACAAAAAGUUUAUUUUUUGUAUUUUUUAUCAAAGUCUCAAACAAUUUUUUUAUUUGAUAAAAAAUAUUUAUAACCCAUAUACAAAUGUUAAAUGUUAAAAACUUAAAGUGUUAUAUACAUAAAUAGAAAACCCUUAAAUGUUAUACAAUAACUGUUAUAUAUAUAUGUAUGUAUAAAUGGACCAGGAAUUUAAAAUUUUAUUUAUAUAAGACAAAUAUAAAACCCUCUAAAGCAUUUUAAUCACUGAUAAUUGUUUAGAAAACAAAACAACCAACCAACAAAAUGAAUUUUACUUUGUAAAUAUUUUAUUUUUUAAGAUUUUUGUAUAAAUUUUGUAUUAUUAUUUUCUUUGUUAAUUUUUAUAUAAUUGUAUUAUAUAGUUAAAAAUAAAAUCUAACAAACAAUUUAUAUACUUUAAAAAUACUCAGUAACUGAAAUAUCACAAAAAAAAAACAGAAAAAAGGAAUUAACUUAAUUUAUAAAACUAAAAUAAAAAUUAAUUUUACUAUAACUUUUUUAUUAUCGAUCAGUUAAUGAUGAAAUUAAUUAUAAAAAUAUAUUUUUUAUUAUGUACAUUAUUAUUAUUUUUUAAUUGAAAAUGAAAGCAAUUUGAAAUGGAAAAUUAAAAGCAAAAGCAAAGAAAAUUUAAAAUAUGCAAACGAGUAAAUUGUGUAAAGGAAUUAAAUACUAGUCAAAUUUUUUGUUUAUAAAUCUAAGUUAAAAGCAAAAACUCUAUAAUUAUAAAACUAAUAAUGAAUUAUGUAAAAUAUUACUAACCGUAUUGUUAAGUUUCAAAUUAAAUUAAAUAAUAAAUAACCACAUACAUGGUAAUCAAGGAUGAAAGCUCUUAAAAAAGCUUGUAUUGGUUUCAUAUUAAAUAUAACAUUUAAACAACAGAAACAAAAAUAUUAACAUCACAUUAAAUGUUAAACAAAAGCCCUUAAACAAAUAAAAAGAAAUAUAUUUAAAACAAGAUAA
This is a messenger RNA of Calliphora vicina (urban bluebottle blowfly), 9810 nucleotides long. RefSeq names its product crossveinless c (gene cv-c). Gene Ontology annotation, biological process: actin cytoskeleton organization; regulation of Rho protein signal transduction; signal transduction. Lineage: Eukaryota; Metazoa; Arthropoda; Insecta; Diptera; Calliphoridae. The record is from RefSeq and is a predicted model, not a curated record. Bases 104 to 8638 code for a protein of 2844 amino acids. Gene Ontology annotation, molecular function: GTPase activator activity; lipid binding. The transcript has 16 exons.